Molecule: messenger RNA, 1105 nt
Organism: Periophthalmus magnuspinnatus
Lineage: Eukaryota; Metazoa; Chordata; Actinopteri; Gobiiformes; Gobiidae
Product: B2 bradykinin receptor-like
Exons: 2
Coding region: 86-1105 (339 amino acids)
Biological process (GO): G protein-coupled receptor signaling pathway; vasoconstriction; smooth muscle contraction
Cellular component (GO): membrane
Molecular function (GO): bradykinin receptor activity
Source: RefSeq, a predicted model, not a curated record
GCUGCUACUCCUACUGCUACUACUACUACCACCACUACUACUACAACUACUACACUGACAGACAAGAGGACAAGGAAGGUUACCAAUGGACAACGACACUUCACCUGAAAUCCUGUGCAACCAGACUGUGGCGUGGUCCUGGCUCUACUCCAUGCAGCCGUACUACAUGUCCGCCAUCUGCUUCCUGGGAGUCCUCGGCAACUCCUUCGUCCUCGCGGUUUUCUUUUUGGAAAAGCGUCGGCGUUCCGUAGCCGACAUAUAUCUGGGAAACCUAGCUUUGGCUGACCUCCUCAUGGUCUCCUGCCUGCCUUUCUGGGUGGUCGCGAUCAUCAACGAAUUCCACUGGACUUUCGGUCAAGCCAUGUGCCAAAUCGUCAACGUAAUUAUCGGCAUGAAUUACUACUGUAGCGUACUAUUUCUCACGUUGGUUAGUGUGGAUCGCUAUCUUGUUUUAACGCGACCUUUGUCUCAUGGAAGACACCGUCAAGCGAUAUGGGCGAAGAUUAUCUGUGUUAGCAUCUGGAUUAGCGGGGUUUUGUUAAGCUUCCCUGCUAUACUGUUCCGUUCCGUAGAAUACCUUCCACACCUUGACAUCGAAGCGUGCUACCUAGCAUACCCGCAUAACGGCUGGAGGUUACGCUACAAUUUUACGGUCAUCAUCGUCGGUUUCCUUAUCCCAGUCCCAAUUGUAUCGUGGACAAGCUACCAUAUCGUCAGAGUUCUCCGUAGUAGUAAACGUAUAAGCAAUAACAGCAAAGGCGUAGAACGGAAAGCCGCGUUUCUUGUGCUAAUCGUGCUAGCCGUGUUUAUCGUCUGCUGGCUUCCGUACCAAGUUUUUAUUUUCCUGGACACUUUGGAUCACUAUAAUCUUCUCACAGGAUGCGAGUGGGACGACGUGCUGGACAUUGGAGAACAGUUAGCUACUUACAUCGGCUACAGCAACAGUUCGCUAAACCCGUUCUUGUACAUGAUAGUGGGGAAGCAAUUUAAGCAAAGAGCGAAAGACGUUUUAAGAUUUGUGUUGUGCAAGAGAUGGGAAAGAGGGAGGUCCGGUUAUUCCAACAGUAACGUCACAUCCAGACAAUGUGAGACAACUAAGAUUUAA